CCCGGUAUUGUAUGACAGGACUGGAUCGAUCACGUGAACACAGUCAACCACACAGCUAGCUGCAGAGAUCUCCGCAACAAGUAUCCAGACUGGAAUCCAAAUGCCCCAAGGAGGGACCCGUCUCCAGGUCAGGAUGCCACCUGGCAUCCCCUGGAACGCUCUCCCUCCCGCUCAGUCUCCCAUUCCCUGUCCUGGUCCCCCACCCCUCCUCCAGACCGAAGCAGAAGGAUCUCUCCGCCCACCCCCCAUGGACACGCCCCACACACCUCUGGCCGGCACUGGCCCCUCCCAGUCCCAUCGGGGUUCCGCCUCAAGCGCACACAGACCGGAGAAGAGGACCAGCGAAUCCUCAGGGAUAUCUACUGGGAGCUCCUCUCGAGGCCUGAAGCGUUCCAGAAAUGACACUGCCAAACUCGGUGGCCACGGCAACAGAGCUGGGGUUUCUGGGAACCGUGAGUCCUCCUUGUCAUCCGCCAGCAAGUUUCCGGCGUCCAUGUCUGAGAAGCCACAUCGUCCACCUUCCUCUGCAUCAUCCUCUUCUUCUAAGCCCGGUGCCAAGCCAGUGGCUGGGAAGGAGACCACCCCAGGACAGGACUCAGAGUCUUCCAACGCACCACAGAAGAAGCCGAAUCCAACACUGCAGAAGAAGAGUCAUCCAGGUUCCUACCUGCUCUAUCUGACGGGCCUCCCUGCAGAUGCCAAGUACCAGGAAGUGGUAUCACUGGUGCAGGCCUUCGGCAAGGUCACCAACGUCCUCAUCAUCAGGAACGAGGAGGAGAACCAGCCGCAGUACGCUAAAGCCACUGUGUGCAUGCAGAAAGAGCAGGACGCUAAAGCUCUGGCUGAGUGCCUCACUCUCAACAUACGGGAACACCCCAUCACUGUCUCUGACCAGAAUGGUGAGGAGGAUCUUACUUCCUCGAUACCUGUCAUUAUAAAAGGAGAAGUGGUCGGUGCCCCCAACGAGACCAACACGACCGUCAAAGGCCCAGAAACCAGCGUUGGUCAGAAGAAUUUAAAUGAGAUACACAGGGAGCAGGUGAAGAGGAAGAGGAAGAGGGGAUGUAGAGCGGGACAGAGCCAGAGACUCAAAAGACUGCUGAGGGAAAACAAGAGGGGCAUGGUCAAGAUUACUGGACUUCCUGAAAGCGGCUGCUCCGAGAUCGAUAUCGCCAAGCUGGCCCAGCCCUUCGGAACACCUGUCAAGAUCCUCCUCAUCACCACGCCCAGUGAGGCUCUGGUCACCAUGCAGGAUGUGGAGUCAGCCCAGGAGAUGGUGAAGGUUUACAACAACAUGCCUGUCUGCAUCAACGACUCUGUUCUGAAUAUGAGCCUGCUGCCAAACCUCCAGGUGGACUUCAACAGACCAGUGGCACUUUUCCAUUCAUUGAUGGGACCAAGGAAUCCUGUUAGUGCGGAGGUGGGAGGUGAUGAUGACUGGAACCGUCUCCUGGUUGUCAGUAACAUUCCGGCCACGCCUUCCGGCCCAACAGAGAUCCAGAAGCUGGUCCAGCGCUUCGGCACAGUCCAACAGACUCUGGCACUCAAGGACAAGAUCAUCUUUGAGAUGGGAACAGCAGAAAUGGCCCAGAGUGUCUUCAACCGCUUCCAGAAGUUUCCCUGCAUUGUUCAGAACAACAAGCUCGCCUUCUCCUGGAAACCUGAUCCCAAGACUGAUCUACCUAAAGUCAACAUCUCUGCCGGCUCAACAGUGCCAACUGGUGGCAAAGUCUCCCAGACUGAAGAGACUACUACACCCCCUGGUGGACAGGAGGACUCACUGUCUCAGUCAGGAUUAAAGGUGGCGAAAGGAACAGGGGUCGAUACUAACGUUAAAGGACAGGAGGUUCAGCCAGGUGAUGAAGGGAUGAAGGUUGAAGGAGAGGUUGAAGCCACAGAGAAGGAGUCUCCAGCAUUAGGAGGAAAUGAGCAAGAGGAUCAGCCUGAUGUGGCUUCAUUACAGCCAGCAGGAGUGAACCAGAGAGAGGAUACAGAACCCAACACAGACCAACCUGGAGGUCAGGGUGGAGAGGAGGUCAUGGAGAAAGUUGCAAACAUUUCAACAGCGGAGUCCGAAGAGACUGAAGAACCAGUCGCCUCGGAUGCUACCGCCGCUCCUCAAGCUGCUAAACCAGAGACAGCCACCUCCGCCCCAGCCCCAAAUGUAAUGGCGGCGAUCAUAGAGGCCUUACGACAGGAGAGCAGGAACAGAUCCUCUACCAAGGUUACCACUGACCAGGCUGCAGCUGAGAAUCCUCCAGGUAAACAACCAACAGAUAAGGAGACUCCAGAUGUCCAGGCGGCGCCUGCUCUACCCAGAGUGACCCCUGAGAUCCUGAAGGUACUGCUGGAGGAGUGCAGGGUCCGGUCCUCCAGUAGGGCCAACGCUGAGCAGGCCAGGAAGGAACAGGACCAGGCGCCCCCUGCAGACCAAAAGGCUGGAGGAGAACAGGUCACCAAGAGGAAGACCCGCGAGGAGGAAAGGGAGGAGAGAGAGAGAGCGAGGAGGGAGAGGGAGAAGAGGCUGAAGGCCCAAGAGGAGGAGAGGGAGAAAGGAAGGAGGGAGAGAGAGAAGAGGCGCUCCCACAGGGAAGGGUCAUCAGGAUCACCGGGGUCCAGGUCCUCUAUGAGGUACGAGGGGAGCCGGCGCAGUGGGAGGAGCGGCGCCAAGUCUGAGUCCAGGAGAGGAAACGGAGAGGACAAACAGCAGGAAGAGGAGGAGUUAGGUGAGAAGCACGUGCCCUUCGACAUGGAGGACUUUGUGACUGUGGACGAGGUGGGGGAAGUAGCUGCGGUGCCCCAUCCGCCCCCCGAGACAACCACAGAGGUGACUGAGGUUACGGAGUUGACCGGCAACGACCCUGUGACCACACCAGCCUCUGAGGCAGAGCAGCAGGCACCAGCAGACACUACACCGAUGGAGGUGGAGGGUGAGCCUGGGACAGCAAAGGUACAGGGGGAAGCGCUGGACAAACGAGGACAGAAGGAGGAGGAGGGGUUGGCCCCAGCAACCACAGAGGAGGGGUCGGUGAAGACUGCAGAGGGAACUGGGGAGGUGACAGAGGAGAAAGUUCCAGACUUUCAGGAUGACAUCAUCAAAGAGCCUGUGGUCACCGUGCCGAAGACAACCUGUGAUAAGUUCACUGAGGAGUCAGAGGUGAAAGGUCACGAUGAGGCCACACCCACAGACGCACCUGCCGCCGCUGGAGAAGAGGAGGUGGAGGAAGAAAAGGAGGAUGGAGGCGUGGAGGAUUUCAACACGGGGAAGUUUCUGACGGUGGACGAGGUGGGCCAGGUGGAAGAUGACGGGAAGAAGAGGUCUGCUGAGACAGUGGAGUCGAAGCGAAGGAGGACAUCUCAGGAGGAGAGAGAGGAGGAGGCAGCGAGGAGGAAGAUGAAGAUGGAACCCCUCUUUUCUAAAGACUACAGCAUCCCUCCUUUCAACCCUGACAGCCCUGUCGGCAUGGAGUUUCUGGUCCCCAAGUCAGGCUUCUUCUGCAAGGUGUGUUCUAAGUUCUACAGCGGAACUUACGAGGCCAAGAAGAACCACUGCAGGAGCCUCAAACACCAUCAGAACCUGGAGAAAUCCCUGGAGAAGUGGAGAGCGAAGAAAGACUGACUCUGCAUGAGUUAAAUAUUGACUCGCUGACUGACUGCGUCCCAACCACUCACUGACUGAUUCAUUCCUGUCUAUUAACUCUUUCCCCCUCUUUCCCCACUUCCUUGUUUUUGUGUUUCUUCCCCAUGGGUCCAAACUCUCACUCUCUCUCUUUCUCUCUCAUAACUGUUUCAUUUUGUUAGUUAUUUUCCCAUUAUAUAGAAGAGAAGUGACUCAAUAGAGAGAAAUUAAAAUAGAAACCAAUGAAAAAUAAAGUGUUUUAUUCAA
Messenger RNA from Coregonus clupeaformis (lake whitefish), 3886 nucleotides. Its product is annotated as RNA-binding protein 20-like. Gene Ontology annotation, molecular function: RNA binding; zinc ion binding. The coding region runs from base 101 to 3619 and encodes 1172 amino acids. The record is from RefSeq and is a predicted model, not a curated record. Gene Ontology annotation, cellular component: nucleus. Lineage: Eukaryota; Metazoa; Chordata; Actinopteri; Salmoniformes; Salmonidae. The transcript has 22 exons.